AUGCCAACAACGCCAUGUGAGCAGUACCCCGAUACCGAACAACCCACCAAAACAACCAUAUUAGCAGCAAACAGAACGAGACGCAACUUCGCACGUUUGGCUUGCCUUGCCACGUCGUUUGCGCAUGCGCGCAGGCCCGUGGACGCGCUUGUUUCCUUGGCAGCCGUCAGCUUGUAUGAGGCGAAACCAUUUGGGGCAAAAGGGGGUGACGGAAGAGGCAAGGAACGGAAUGAAAGGGAAGGCCAAUUGGCCGGCAGGGUGAAGAAGCCGUCGGCGGCAUCGGACGUAGCCAGCAGAGUCGGAGGCGGCGUAGGCAGCUGCCGUUGA
This is a messenger RNA of Podarcis lilfordi (Lilford's wall lizard), 327 nucleotides long. Lineage: Eukaryota; Metazoa; Chordata; Lepidosauria; Squamata; Lacertidae. The record is from the annotation of a GenBank genome assembly.